Hibiscus syriacus is the source of this 702-nucleotide messenger RNA. Its product is annotated as RING-H2 finger protein ATL5-like. Gene Ontology annotation, molecular function: transferase activity. The coding region runs from base 10 to 639 and encodes 209 amino acids. Gene Ontology annotation, biological process: protein ubiquitination. The record is from RefSeq and is a predicted model, not a curated record. The transcript has a single exon. NCBI's taxonomy places the organism in Eukaryota, Viridiplantae, Streptophyta, Magnoliopsida, Malvales, Malvaceae.
UUUUCUUUAAUGGAUUUACAAGGGAAUCACGUUGAUUAUGCUCUUAAUGGAAAAGUUAUGCUCUGCACCGGCCUCAUUCUCUUCGGUACAGUACUCAGCGUUCUCUGCUUCCACAACUACGUCCGCAUCCUCUUCCGUGACACCCGUCGUCGUUACAUGCGACACCGUGCCCGGAGAUUGCUCUCCAUUUCUACUGCCGCUAACACUUCCAAGGGUUUGGAUUCUUCCGUCAUUAAGACCAUCCCUAUUAUGGUUUACGCCACCAAAGCCAGCUGUUUCCCUCCGCUCGAUUGCCCCGUUUGCUUGUCGGAGUUCGAAAACGACGACAAAACACGCGUUUUGCCUGAGUGUAAUCAUACCUUCCAUGUUGACUGCAUCGACAUGUGGUUUUAUAGUCACUCUAAUUGCCCACUAUGUAGAGCUACGAUCCAAGCUGUUAAACCGAUGAACCCAGAGAAGACCGCCGGCUCAGUGGCUGAAACUGCCGGCUCAGAGCCUGCUAGAGAUGAUAUUGAAAACCCUUUUUCUUCUUCUUUUUCUUCUUAUUCGUCGUCGUCGUCAUUAGAGUUGGAGAGUUGCUCCAUGCAAAAACUGGAGCUAGUGGGAAUUGUUGUGGAGGUACCCACUGGAGCUCCAUGAGGAAUCGAGUUUAGAUAAUCGGAUCCAGGUUCCAAUAAGGAUACGGAGCGUAUAGCAUAAAAA